Molecule: messenger RNA, 1792 nt
Organism: Mytilus trossulus (common blue mussel)
Lineage: Eukaryota; Metazoa; Mollusca; Bivalvia; Mytilida; Mytilidae
Product: dual specificity mitogen-activated protein kinase kinase 5-like
Exons: 20
Coding region: 46-1650 (534 amino acids)
Biological process (GO): protein phosphorylation; MAPK cascade
Molecular function (GO): MAP kinase kinase activity; ATP binding; protein binding
Source: RefSeq, a predicted model, not a curated record
UAUCUCCCUUAAAACGUGAAAAAUUUUGGGAAGUAAACUGAGAAGAUGUCUUUACAACCAACAUUUACUGUUCGAAUUCGUACAGAACAAGAACAAGAUAUGGAUUGGAUGGUGCAACCCGAUCAGAUCACAUUUAAUCAGGCUUUAGAAGUGAUAUCAAGAGUACUACCUCAAGCCACGAUAACAGCAUUUGAAUAUGAAGAUGAAGAUGGGGACAGAAUAACAGUAAGAAGUGAUGAAGAGAUGAAGUCUAUGUUCCAAACCUAUUUUAACUUACUAAGUGAUGAAGACUAUGCAAGAGGAUUAUUACCCCCCCUUAUCAUAUACCCUAGAGUUGGAAAAACACCACAGAACAGAAACAAGUUUGGUUUAAAAAUUAAAACAGAUAAACAGUCAAUAUCCAAAUCAUCAAAACCUGUACUAAUGAUUUCAGACAUUCAGAAAAAUAACAAUCCUAAAAAGAAUUGUCAAUCGAUGGACUGUGGUGACAGUGAUACAGGACGUCCUCCUGGUCAGCCAUUACAUCCAGCCUCAGUCACACAUUUCGAUUCAGGACAACCAACCGGGCAGUUUUCUCAGCCGACUAAGGUUGGACACCAGCCUUUUAAUAUGAGACAGAACUUGCAUCCUACAGAAAUGGGACAUAAUCCUACAAACACAGGACAAGCCUUGUAUCCUACUGGUAUAGGACAAGGCUUACAUCCUGCAGAAGUCCGUUCUCAACCUACUAAUCCUACAGGAAUGGAACAUAAGUUGAUCAGGACAUCUAGUGAUCUGAGACAGCUGUUAGCUACACAAGUCAUUUCAGAAGAAGAUCUACAAAUUUUAAAUUUAAUUGGUAAAGGCAAUGUAGGCUGUGUCUACAGAGCAUUACAUAAACCUACUCAAGCAAUAAUGGCCGUAAAGGUAAUGCUGCUUGAUGUUUCAACUGAAGAACAAAGUAGUAUAUUGUCUGAAUUAGAUAUUUUAAACAAAUGUAAUUCUCCUGUGAUAAUUGGCUUUUAUAAAGCUUUCUUUGUUGAAAACAGAAUUUCUAUUUGUACAGAAUUUAUGGAUGGUGGAUCUUUAGAUAAGUAUGGCCUGAUUCCUGAGCAUAUAUUAGGAAGAAUGGCUGUGUCUAUGGUAGAAGGUUUAUGUUACAUGUGGGCUUUAAAAAUUCUACACAGAGAUAUCAAACCUUCCAAUGUUCUAGUCAAUACCCAGGGUCAGGUCAAACUCUGUGAUUUUGGUGUCAGUGUUCAGCUUGUAAAGUCAAUAGCUAAAACCUAUAUAGGAACUAAUGCAUAUAUGGCUCCAGAGAGAAUAAGGGGAGAGGUAUAUAGUCAUCCUGCAGAAGUUUGGAGCUUUGGUAUAACUUUAUUUGAGCUGGUUCAAGGAAGAUUUCCAUAUGAUAAUAUGGCUGUUUACAAUUCACCUAUGGCAUUACUUAACAGAAUAACUAGUGAACCUACUCCAAGACUACCUGAAAAUGAAUAUUCACCUGAUUUCAUUGAUUUUGUAUCAAGAUGUAUGCAGCCAAUUCCAAGUCACAGAUUAAAGAUGGAAGAAUUGUCUCUUCACAGUUUUAUACAAAGACACAAUGACGGGAACCUAGCCGUAACAGCUGCCUGGAUACAAGCCAAUCUUGCCCAAAGACAAUCUAUAUCAUAGCAUAUUAUAUGUAUUGUUUAUAAACUAUACAAAAGCCCAAAAGCUGUGAUAGAAGCAUUAUAUAAACCAGUCAAGGAAACUUAAAGUCAUGUUGACAUAAUUAUCCUCUGUGUUGAUCCACGAUUUACAUUUUGCCAAGUGC